Molecule: messenger RNA, 1140 nt
Organism: Caenorhabditis briggsae
Lineage: Eukaryota; Metazoa; Nematoda; Chromadorea; Rhabditida; Rhabditidae
Exons: 4
Coding region: 1-1140 (379 amino acids)
Molecular function (GO): protein binding
Source: RefSeq, a predicted model, not a curated record
AUGGCGCCGAACCGCCCAUCCGCACAUGAAUAUCCAUCGGAUAUUGUAGAUCUUCGAGACGAUUUCGCGAGUCAAAAAACGCUGACAAUGACUCUGAACGAGGAGAAUAAGGUCUUCAGAUAUUGGAUCUAUUUGAAGUGUAUCAAGUGGCAAAUCGAGCUCCGUUCCAAUUCGUUCGAAAUGUUCGCCGCUUACUUCAAAGCCCCUGCAACCUGGUCAGCAGAAGUCGAAUUCGAGAUCCGCACCCAUAUCACAAAUUCCAUCCGAAGCGAAAAAUUCGUGGGCCGAUUCACCGGCGCCAAUCAUGUCCAUUUCCGACCCCUGAAGCUUCAUGAGCAUAUGGCACGAGAGAAAUUGACAGAGAUCAAAGUGGAAAUCAUCAUGAACCUGACCCAAACUCAAAAUUUCGGAAUGAUCUACAACUAUUUCGAUAUGAUGCCAGUUGAGGAGGAUGGACUACUGAAGGUUGAGGAUCAGCUGAUUCGAGUCAACAAGAGAUAUCUGGGAAUGAUGUCACCGUUCUUCAAAGCACUGUUCUAUUCGGAAUUCAAUCAAGAGGAUCAGAUUCACGAGUUGAAUGAGAAGUUCCGAGAGAUGAUUUGUUUCCUUCGGUGCUUGUAUCCACAUCGGCAACCGGUUACUAAAAAAUCGCUCGACUACCUUCUCCAGCUGGCCGAUCGCUAUCAGUGUCAACCGAUCGUGGAUGCUUGUGAGAUGUUCAUGUGUGCUCACUACCAUGAAUACCAGAAGAAAACGGAAAAAUGCUUCUCCUAUGUGGAAAAGUAUAAGAUGCAGAGACUUUUGAGAAUUGUCGUCGAGUACGUUGCUGUGACCCAAACCACAACCCAAUUCCGUGCUCAACCCUACUGGAGGGAUUUGUCCGAGAAGACGCAGCUCGCCGUUCUGGAAUUCAUGGCCAAGAAUCAGUCGAGAAGAACAAAAGAGCUAGAAAGACGUCGUGGAGUGAAUCAGCAUCGUGCGAACAUUGAUCCGAUCGAUGAUCAGGGACCGCCAAAUGGGCGGUUGCUUGGAAUCGCCGAUCCGGUCCGAAAUGCCGAUCCUCGGCCACCAAACCAACAUGUCAACAAUCAUAGAUACAUGCCUGGACAUUGGGGUCUUCGCGUUAUCGAUUUUGACUAG